AGAUGGACACCGCACCGGGGCGAGCUGACACGAGUUCACGGCUGCGAUAGAACAUGGAGAUGUCAUGGGCGCGACAGAGCCUGGCGGGGAUACCAGCAGCGUGUGAUGAGUUCCACCCGUUCAUCGAGGCGCUGCUGCCUCACGUCCGAGCCUUCUCCUACACCUGGUUCAACCUGCAGGCACGGAAGCGCAAGUACUUCAAGAAGCACGAGAAGCGGAUGUCAAAGGACGAGGAACGGGCGGUGAAGGAUGAGCUGCUGGGCGAGAAGCCUGAGAUUAAGCAGAAGUGGGCAUCCCGGCUGCUGGCCAAGCUGCGCAAAGACAUCCGGCCCGAAUUCCGCGAGGACUUUGUGCUGACCAUCACAGGCAAGAAGCCCCCGUGCUGCGUGCUCUCGAACCCCGACCAGAAGGGCAAGAUCCGGCGGAUUGACUGCCUGCGCCAGGCCGACAAGGUGUGGCGGCUGGACCUGGUCAUGGUGAUUUUGUUUAAGGGGAUCCCCCUGGAAAGUACUGAUGGAGAGCGGCUCUACAAGUCGCCCCAGUGCUCAAAUCCCGGCCUAUGCGUCCAGCCACAUCACAUUGGAGUCACAAUCAAAGAACUGGAUCUUUAUCUGGCUUACUUUGUCCACACUCCGGAAUCCGGACAAUCAGAUAGUUCAAACCAGCAAGGAGAUGCGGACAUCAAACCACUGCCCAACGGGCACUUAAGUUUCCAGGACUGUUUUGUGACUUCCGGGGUCUGGAAUGUGACGGAGCUGGUGAGAGUAUCACAGACUCCUGUUGCGACAGCAUCAGGGCCCAACUUCUCGCUGGCGGACCUGGAGAGUCCCAGCUACUACAACAUAAACCAGGUGACCCUGGGGCGGCGGUCCAUCACCUCCCCUCCUUCCACCAGCACCACCAAGCGCCCCAAGUCCAUCGAUGACAGUGAGAUGGAGAGCCCUGUUGAUGACGUGUUUUAUCCUGGGACAGGCCGCUCCCCAGCAGCUGGCAGUAGCCAGUCUAGCGGGUGGCCCAACGAUGUGGAUGCAGGCCCGGCUUCUCUAAAGAAGUCAGGAAAGCUGGACUUCUGCAGUGCCCUCUCCUCUCAGGGCAGCUCCCCGCGCAUGGCUUUCACCCACCACCCGCUGCCUGUGCUUGCUGGAGUCAGACCAGGGAGCCCCCGGGCCACAGCAUCAGCUCUGCACUUCCCCUCCACAUCCAUCAUCCAGCAAUCGAGCCCGUACUUCACGCAUCCAACCAUCCGCUACCACCACCACCAUGGGCAGGACUCACUGAAGGAGUUUGUGCAGUUCGUGUGCUCGGAUGGCUCGGGCCAGGCCACCGGACAGCCCAACGGUAGCGGCCAGGGCAAAGUCCCGGGGUCAUUUUUGCUACCGCCGCCGCCUCCAGUGGCCAGACCUGUGCCCCUUCCUAUGCCUGAUUCCAAAUCCACCAGCACUGCCCCAGACGGCGCCGCCUUGACUCCUCCAUCACCUUCAUUCGCAACGACAGGCGCCUCCUCUGCCAACCGGUUUGUCAGCAUCGGACCCCGGGACGGCAACUUUUUGAACAUCCCACAGCAGUCUCAGUCCUGGUUCCUCUGAUAAGAUCGACAAAAGAAACAACACAAUGAAAAGAAGAGGUUCCUCAAAAGGGGGGAGAAGAAAUUUUGAGACAUGGAAAAAUCCCCCAGCCCAGCCCCACCGAAAAGCAAAAAUUAUACGUCGUCAGCCACUCAGCCCUUCUCUCCUCCCUCCCGGGGACCCCUGUGGGCCCCAGAAAUUGCCCAGUUCUCGGAGAGCCCUUGGAAGGGGUCUCGGUGGAGCUGUGUGCCAGCAGCCAAGCAGAAAGAAACAUGCAAAGCGGACUCUGUCAAGUAGAAGACAGAAAGAAAGGAUGAGACAGAACUGCCUUCCUGCCCACCCACCCAGCCCCAGCCUUCUGGGGAAGGAACAAAAUCCCCAAACAAAGCAACCAGCAUAGUUCUGAAGGGGCCUGGCCCCCAUCCUCGCCCUUCCUAGGGGAACCCCACCCUCCACUGGGCUUGGAGCUUCCAUAGGGAGCUCGGAGGACCAGCUUGUAAAGAUGAUGGGGGCAGAUCCUUCGGGCUUUCCCCUAUGGGCUCUGCCCCUCCCUCAUGGCCUUGGCUCCAACUUCUUCCCCAGCUGCUCUGGACCAGCAAGGGAGGGCUUCCCCCACCCCACCCUUGGGCUGAAAGCCCCCAGGUGGGCAGGGGGUGACCCCUGGAGCUAGUUGCAUGAGCCCAGAGACGAAGGUGUUCUGCCACCCCACCCUGAGCCGCAGGGGCAGUUCCUGGACCGACCCCUCUGUACAGUCCAUAGGAAAAAGUCGGAAUGCUGAGCUCACCCCCAGCUCAGACAGGCCCCCUUUUCCCUCUCUCCGCAGGCCAGGAGGGCCACUCCUGCCACGCAACAAAUGAGGGGAGUUGGGCCCCAGGUCACCCCCGCACCCCAUCCCUGCAUGCAGGUGCCCUCGCUCUGCCCCAUUGGUCCCUGUCCCUGCCCCUCAUGCAAUCAGCCCUGCUGGGGCCAGGCCGGAGAGUGGAGCAGAGAGGGGAUUCCGGAGCCGAGCGAGGAGACGAGGCAGCCGUUGCUACUGUCGGCUAAGCCACCACCUGCACUUAGUGUCCUAGCGGAAUGCAAGUAGGCAGCCAGCCCGUCUGUCCCUCUCCGCCCCGCCCCGCCCCGCCCCCGUCACUGCGCUUCUGUUAUACCAUCUUUGCCUGACUCUCCGGCUUCUUCAUUGAAUGGCUAAUGUGUAUGUGAAAUAAAUAAAGAAAAACAAAAGCAAGA
Molecule: messenger RNA, 2795 nt
Organism: Galeopterus variegatus (Sunda flying lemur)
Lineage: Eukaryota; Metazoa; Chordata; Mammalia; Dermoptera; Cynocephalidae
Gene: NFIX
Product: nuclear factor I/X (CCAAT-binding transcription factor)
Exons: 12
Coding region: 54-1586 (510 amino acids)
Biological process (GO): regulation of transcription by RNA polymerase II
Cellular component (GO): nucleus
Molecular function (GO): RNA polymerase II cis-regulatory region sequence-specific DNA binding; DNA-binding transcription factor activity, RNA polymerase II-specific
Source: RefSeq, a predicted model, not a curated record